AAUUACCUACAAACAUUAAAGGAGGAGAGUGUAAAAGUAGGAGGAAAAAAUCAAAAUGAAGAAGAAAAACAAAGUCCUAAACUAAAAAGCCCCCCUUUCCCACAACAAGCAAACAUAAAAUUAAGUCUUAGCUGAAAUUUCAUUCUCAUAAAAAAGCUAACUUUAUUUCUUUGGUCCUUAAUUCAACCUUCUCUCACUCUCUUCUUAACUCUCUCUCUCUCUCUCUCUCUCUCUCUCUCUCUCUCUCUCUCUCUCUCUCUCUCAUGGCUAAUGAGAAUAAUCAUAAUCCUUUCUAUCAACACAACCACCAUGAUGAUGAACUCAAUAACUCAAACUUUUCAUUCCCACAAAACUUUCAAGGAUUUGAUCCUUCUCCUCAUAGCACAAAUUUCACCGACUAUUUACAUGGUUCCAUGGAUUAUAACACUCUCUCAAAAGCCUUUGAUUUGUCUUGUUCAUCAUCUGAAAUGAAUAUUUCUUCCAUUGAUGAUAACAAUACAAAGAAAUCUAGUGUAGGAAUUAGUGAGACACUAAAUUCCUCAGAAUCAUCAUCAUCUAAUGAAGCUGUGAUACAAGAAGAUUCAACCAAAAUUAACAAGAAAGAUAAGCAACCAAAAUUAGGGUGUGAAGAUGGAGAUGAUGAAAAGUCUAAGAAAGAGAAAGAGAACAAGACUAAAAAGAAAGAGAAAAAGCCAAAAGAACCAAGAUUUGCUUUCUUGACUAAAAGUGAGAUUGAUCAUCUUGAAGAUGGAUAUAGAUGGAGAAAAUAUGGACAGAAAGCAGUCAAGAAUAGUCCAUACCCAAGGAGCUAUUAUAGAUGCACAAGUCAAAAGUGCAUUGUGAAGAAAAGAGUGGAGAGAUCAUACCAAGAUCCAACAAUUGUGAUGACAACAUAUGAAGGACAACACAAUCAUCAUUGUCCAGCAACACUAAGAGGUAAUGCUUCCUCCAUGUUGUUUUCAUCACCAUCACUUUUUGCUCCAACUUCAAUGGGAUUGGAACAAAGAUUGCACCAAGAUUUUCUUGCUCAGUUUCUUCCAAGUUACACCCAAAAUGAUAUUCAACAACAAAUGUUCCACCAAAAUCUUCCACAAAUAUUACCUCAUCAUCAACAACAACAGCAGCAGCAACAGCAACAGUUUCAACUUCAUCGUGACUAUGGUUUGUUGCAAGAUCUACUACCAUCAUCAUUUCCAAGAAAACAAGAGCCAUGAACUUAUAUUCUCCAUCCGUGACAAAAUAUAACAAAUUUAUUUUUUAGGUUCAUUGCGUAAUUAAUGUAUCUGGAGUCUGUACUAUAUAAUAGCUCAAAUACAUUAAUAUAUAUAACCUAAAUUUAAAUUUUGUUUAUAUUUUCUCACGGAGAGAUCAGUACUAAUUAGAACUUAAUUAAUUAUCCCUAUUUCAAAUCUAUAGUAUAUCACAAUAUCCACAUAAAGUUUAUGUAGUUACAAGUAGUAGCUCAAUAUUCCCUUAAUAUAACUUGUUCUAUGUACCUAGGCUAGAUUUGUAUGCAAAUCAGAGCAUUAUUUAAAAAUGAAUCAUUACUGAAGAAUUAAUAUGAUGCACUUGGAUCUUAAUUUGUUAAAUAUAUAUAUUUGGUAUAUUAAUAUGGUGAAAAAUGUGUCAAUGUUGGUAUAUUUAGUUCCAAAGUUGUGAUUUGUGAUGAAUGGGAAGAAUAUAUAUGAUGGUUUGAAAAGAGAAUAAUCAUUUGCAGUGAAAGGUACUAUGCUACUAUUUGUAGGACUUGAUGGUUCAUUUCAUGGAACAUUAUUACUUGGAAGAGUAUAAACAGAAAAGGGACAAAAUCAACUCCAAAUGUUGUAGGGACUUCAUUAAUUUCAUAUAUAUCCAUUUGUACGCA
Trifolium pratense (red clover) is the source of this 1864-nucleotide messenger RNA. Its product is annotated as WRKY transcription factor 71-like. The record is from RefSeq and is a predicted model, not a curated record. Lineage: Eukaryota; Viridiplantae; Streptophyta; Magnoliopsida; Fabales; Fabaceae. Gene Ontology annotation, molecular function: DNA-binding transcription factor activity; sequence-specific DNA binding. Bases 264 to 1214 code for a protein of 316 amino acids. Gene Ontology annotation, biological process: regulation of DNA-templated transcription. The transcript is spliced from 3 exons.